UUAGUGCUGUCUGGAAGUGUCCUGAGAGCGCCUCCCCAGCAGAGAAAGAAAGCCUGAAAGCAAAGGUUUCCAUAGGGACCAAAACCCCGCCCCCUUCCUCACGUAGAUAAGCCUUUUAAGGGCUCUUCUGUGGAGCGCAUGCACGUGAAGUUCAGCUGCCCCUCUUUGGCGGGAAAUGAAGUUUCUCAAACACCAUUAUAAAAGUAGACUGUGGUAGCCCCUUUUGUUUUGCUUAAGGGGCUCCUGCUCCUGCAAAGACUCAGCGUGGAUAAGGUAUUACAACAAAUUUAUUACUAUGGAAAAUGAGAUAAUCUCAGAAGUGUCUUCCCUCCAUAAUUUUGAACACAUUAAAAGACAUGUGAGGGAGAAGAGGAAUGGAUUCCCAAAAGUUGCAAAGCUGAAUACUUCUCUUGCAUCAAAAAUCAAAACAAAGACGAUAAACAACUCAUCAUUUCUUAAGGUUUCUCUCAAAAACAAUAAUAAGGCAUUGGCUGUGGCCCUCAGUGCAGAGAAAGAAAAAUCUCAGCAACUCAGAAAAGAAAAGCUGAUAUUACAGGGAGAAGUAGAUGAACUACGCUUGCAGAAUGUCUUACUUCGGCAAAAGCUAAACUUUCUGAAUAAAACUCUCAUUGAAAUGGAAACAUUCUUGAACAAUAACCUUUUAAGUGCAAUUGAAAUGAGCACCAUUUCAGAGCACAUUCCCAAAACGUUGGAAUCAGGAAGAGAUCUGUACAAUUCUUGUCAGCAGUCUGAGGUUUCUAAUCACCAAAGCAGAUCUAUUGGACAGCAUAUAAGUGCAACUUAUACUUCAGGAAAUGAUGGAGGAAAGCAAGAUAGCUUAUGUGUAAGUGAAGUAGCAGACCUUGCCAAAGAGAUGCCUGAACUAUCCAAGGAAACUGCAACAAAUCAAAUCAGAUCUCUUCCAGAGAAAAUGCUUUCAGAGAAAAUGCUAAAAGAAAAUGAAACAAAUAAAAUGAGAAAUGUGCUGUUUGCAAAUGCAUUUUCAAAAGAAAACCAGUCAAGCAUGCAGCAAGUCUCUAGCAGUGCCUCAGUGAUGGACCUGAGUAAUUCAAUUUCUGCGAGAGAUUCAAAAGCAAAUAAUAGUUCAUUUACAAUCAAUGGAUAUGUGACAGAAAGGAAGAAACAAAGGAUGCCUUUGUCAUCAAUUGUAUCAAGUAAUUUUGAUACAAAAAUAGAGCAGGAAAGCAUGUUACAUUGUUUCACUGAUAGAGUCAGAGGUACCAAUUGGAUAAAUAAUGAGAUAGACCCAAAUGGCAUUUCACAUGGUGAAUCAUUUCCCCAAAGUGAUAAUGAACCUGCUUGCAGAGAUAAAGUAUGUCCUAUAAAGGAACAAAAGUCAGAAGAAACUGUAUAUGAUGUUGACAUGGAAAUGACUGCUAGUGAACUAGGUGAGAUAGUCAUAAUUAAAUCAAAAGUGAAAGAAAAAAAUGCGAAAAGAGUAAAAGCGGAAACAAUUUCUGCAAAUUUGAGAAAAGUGAAUUAUUCUAAUACAGAAAAGCAUAUUAGAGAUAAAUAUAACAUAAAACCUAAAAAAAAUAAUGAAGAUACUCAAAGUAAUGGAAAAAUUAAAAGCAUUCAAAACAUUAAAUCUAAAAAAUAUAGAUCGCCAAAAAAACAAUGGUUCCAAAGGGAAAUAUCGCAGGACAAAAUGUUAAACAGUGAAUGUGAUGUUGGAGCCAAUUCCAAGAAUCAUACCAGAUGUACACUUCUAUUAGAUCCAAAGAGUCAACAGCAAACUACUAGUAUUUUAGAAACCGAAAAGGUGAAAGAUAUAAUUUCUGAAGCAAUAGAAAGUCUGUACAACCAGGCUCCAGAACAAGUUUCCACUGUUUCUAGUAGUGAAGUGCUAUUACAAAAAUAUUGUACUGAAAGAAACAUAUCUAAUGAAAUGACUGCAAGAGGGCCUUUAGAUGGAAAGGUGGAGAUAAGUUCUACCACUUCUGAAAUCAAUCCAUCAAAUUACUCUGAAAUGGAAAAUGGGCAACAUUUAAAUUCCAAAUGUAAUAAAUCAAAGGAAUGUAGCUCUGAUUGCCUGACAGAACAAGAUCAAAAAACUAACACGAAAAGUCCAUAUAACAAUAUUGAAAAUACUUCAAAUUUCUAUGUCACAAGAGAAAGACCUAGUCAUGGUUUAAGUUUCUCAAAAGAUAAAAUUAAUGAAGAACUUUCACAGAGAGAUGAAAGGAAAAUUUUUGCAAAAGCUAGCCGGAAGACUUGUAUUAUAUACCCAAACUCUCAUAACCAGCAAAAAAUAUCUGUGAAACAAAAAUUACAAAAUGAAACAACUCUACCAACUAAUGACCAUAUGUCAAAUGAAGACAGACAAAUGUAUUUUAAUAUUCAGAAUGUUACAAGUUCAUCCUUACUAAAGAUGGAUGAAAAAUGUGCUGGGACAUUCCAAAAACAAAUUAAACGUUCAUCAAAGCCAAAUAGAAAAACCUAUGUUGUGUAUCCACAUGACGAAGAUAAAAAUUGUGAGGAAGUUAUUUCUGAUCUUAUUGGACACACUCUUGGGUUAUGCAAACUUCCAGAAAGUCUUCCAGUUCUAAAGAAGCCUGAAAACCUACAAAGAAAUUACCAAGAAAAAAAUAACUGUGCUUCUACACAGAAAGUAGAUACAAUUUGUGAAAUCCCAUUCAACAAAGCAACAGUAUCAGAUUCUGGGAUUAAACCUCUUCAAGAAUUGACAAAUAUGAGAGUGAAAUCCCUUCCAAAACCUAAGAAAGAUUUAGAAGAAAAUUUGAUGCCACCUAUUAGACGCAGAAGAACCACAGUCAGCUACAAAGAACCCAGUAGAAAAUGCAAAUUGAGAAGAGAAGAUGAGUACACAGCUAAAGGGUUUCUGGAUUUUCCAGUUAACAAAGUAAAAAAUAAGCCAAGUUUUAAAAGUAAAUCAAGAUUGAGCUGAAUAUAUAUAUAUAUAUAUAUAUAUAUAUAUAUAUAUAUAUAU
Messenger RNA from Anolis carolinensis (green anole), 2971 nucleotides. RefSeq names its product shugoshin 2 (gene sgo2). The transcript has 9 exons. Gene Ontology annotation, biological process: meiotic sister chromatid cohesion. Bases 296 to 2929 code for a protein of 877 amino acids. Gene Ontology annotation, cellular component: chromosome, centromeric region; kinetochore. The record is from RefSeq and is a predicted model, not a curated record. Lineage: Eukaryota; Metazoa; Chordata; Lepidosauria; Squamata; Anolidae.